Limulus polyphemus (Atlantic horseshoe crab) is the source of this 8561-nucleotide messenger RNA. Its product is annotated as microtubule-associated serine/threonine-protein kinase 3-like. Gene Ontology annotation, biological process: peptidyl-serine phosphorylation; intracellular signal transduction. The coding region runs from base 112 to 5001 and encodes 1629 amino acids. Lineage: Eukaryota; Metazoa; Arthropoda; Merostomata; Xiphosura; Limulidae. The record is from RefSeq and is a predicted model, not a curated record. The transcript is spliced from 24 exons. Gene Ontology annotation, molecular function: protein binding; protein serine/threonine kinase activity; magnesium ion binding.
UUCAUAAACUGAGUCUUGCACUCAGUUUGUUCCUGUAAUAUCAAUUUCCCAAACAGAAGAAGUGCUUGUUAUAUCUUUUGAAGAUGAUAGCAAGGGCAGUUGGUAAAUAUCAUGACGACGACAGACAAAUUAAAGAACUUUCCACACUGUGAACCAGAGCUCCAAGUUAUAAAAGUCCCAUGUAACUUAGAUAAAACGACCACGUCACGAGAAGGCGCUUCUUCAGUUGUAUGGAAUGACAUACGUCGGAGCGAAGGAGAAGAAAAUGUGAAAAGCCGUCGCCUUACACUUGCUCUACCGCUUACCCUUUCUUCUCCAGUUAACGUUAAGAGAUUGAAAGCUGGUUUGAACCUCGCUAACAAUGAGUUUAUUGGAAGAUUAGCUGAAAGUCUAAUCAAGAAAGAGUUAAAUAUGUCUAAACGAGAAAGAAAACCCAUGACUGCUAGCACGUCACCGACUUUAGCCCGUUGUCAUUCGCCCGUCCCUCAUUAUGGCCCAGUAGAGAGUCCAAGAAAUUUAUCCCCGAGUCAACAUUUCCUGUUUCCUACAACUAGGAGAGGAGAGGGCAGAAGAUGGUCCCUUGCUUCCCUCCCGUCCUCCGGAUACACUUCUAACACCCCUGAAAGUUCUAACGUUUCAUCUCAGUGUACCUCUCAAGAAAAGCUUCAACUCCUUCCCAGUCAUCCUGCUGUAGAAGAGAGACGCCACCUAUCGAGAUUUAGUAGCUACGAGAGCAGCCCGGGUAUCGAGGAAGAUGGUCACAAAUCGCCACUAUUGCGGUCAAGGUCUAGAAGUUUAAGCAGUCCUGUGCGAUCUCCUGGGAUGGAAGGUGAUAUUAUCCUGAUGAAUAACGUUUACAAGGAAAGAUUUCCUAAGGCUACACGUCAAAUGGAAGAUAGGUUAGAGAAGUUUCUUGAAAAUGGUCAGGAGUUAGACCCGGAUCUCAAUUCAGACGCUGUCACUCGUUUUGCUCACUUUCAAGUCAUGGAAAUGGCCAGAGAUUGCCUCCAAAAGUCGCAGGAGAAACUCGUGACUUCCCGUUACUUUUAUGAAAUGUCAGAAAACGUCGAAAAACUUUACUUUGAGUGUCGUGAGAAGUCAUCCACAGCAACCAGUCAUCUCAGAAAUCUAAUCAAGAAGCUGUUAUUGAUUGUUUCAAGACCUGCCAGAUUACUGGAAUGUUUGGAGUUUGAUCCAGAAGAUUUUUAUAGGUUGUUAGAAGCCGUUGAAGGACAAGCUAAAGUCGUCCAAGGCGUAAAAUCUGAUAUGCCACAAUAUAUCAUCAACAAACUACGACUAAACCGAGAUCCCCUUGCUGAUUUCACAAGUGAAGUUAUUACUGGUGAACCUGAAGAUGCUGAGCUCCCGGACAGAAUUAUAGAAGAACAGCAUGAGGCAUUAUUACCAGAAAACCAAAGAACAAAAGCCCCUUCCGAAGAAAGCUUUGAAACAAUCAAAUUGAUUAGUAACGGAGCUUAUGGUGCAGUGUAUCUAGUUCGACAUAAGGACACCAGGGAACGAUUUGCGAUGAAGAAGAUCAACAAACAGAACCUCAUUCUACGAAAUCAGAUAGAGCAAGCAUUUGCCGAAAGAGAUAUCAUGAGUUUUACUGAUAAUCCCUUCGUCGUUGGCAUGUUUUGUACCUUCGAUACUAAGGUAUUUAUACAUAUAUAUAGAUAUAUUACGCUAUCGGAAGGGGGAGACUGUGCUACUUUAGUGAAGAACAUGGGGCCUCUACCUCUAGAUAUGGCGCGAUUUUACUUUGCAGAAACUGUAUUAGCAGUUGAAUAUCUUCACAGCUACGGCAUUGUCCAUAGAGAUCUUAAGCCUGACAAUCUUCUUAUCACUGCUAUGGGCCAUAUAAAACUCACAGACUUUGGUCUCUCAAAAAUUGGACUAAUGAAUUUGGCUACAAAUCUUUACGAAGGAUGUUUGGACCGAGAUACCAAACUAUUUAAUGAUAAACAAGUGAUUGGGACACCAGAAUAUAUUGCACCGGAAGUGAUCUUACGACGAGGCUAUGGUAAGCCAGUGGACUGGUGGUCUAUGGGAAUUAUUUUGUACGAAUUUUGUAUCGGAUGUGUGCCUUUCUUUGGUGAAACCCCUGAGAAAAUAUUUGCACACGUUAUCAAUGAUGAAGUUGAAUGGCCGGAUGAGGAAGACUGGGUUGUUCCGGAGGAUGCUAAAGACCUCAUCACUCAGCUUCUCCGUCAACAUCCUAUCGAUCGUCUAGGGACUGGAGGCGCCCAUGAAGUCAAAGAGCAUCCUUUCUUCAUUGGUCUGGACUGGGAGUCUCUUCUUCGUCAGAAAGCAGAGUUUGUGCCUCAGCUUAACCACGAGGAAGACACGAGUUACUUUGAUACAAGAUCUGAAAGAUACAACCAUGAAAUGGAAGAAUCGGAAGAGAUGGAUGACACUGAUGACAGUUCGCUAUUCAGUAGCUUCUCUUCCUGUUCUCCACAGUUCAUGAGAGUCUACUCAUGUGUGGAGAAGGAGCUGGAUGAAGAAAAUCUAUUAAGAGAUGGUUUUCGCAGAGAAGAUAGUACUGGUGGACGUUGCUUCGGUUUAUAUGCUAAGGCCUUCGGCUUAGAGACUGCAAACGAUGUAGUUCCCAAGACACUUCAAAACAUAGGUUUGUUUUUAAUUUCCAGAAAUGCCAGUAAGGUUUCCCCACAAUGGUCACCGGUCCACGGACAAAAUGGAGAAAAAAAUACAGCCACUCAGGAGGAAGGAGAUAAAGCCCAUAGUAAGCGAUUAACACCUCAAUUUUCGGUGAGUACAGGGAAAGAUAUCCAAGGUGUCCUGGCUCCAUCUCUUGACUACAAGCCCCCACCUCUCCAGCCCCCAGGUGGCGCCACUAUUCUUGUGCACGAUUGGGUGAAACUAAGGAAACAUGCUUACCAACUUCAAGCCUCACCAAACAUUCCAAUUCCGUCAUCCUCUGCUUUACCGUUUGGAUCUCGACAGAAAGAACGUUUGGUAACGAAGUCAGCUUCGGCUUCUGGUUUAUCAUUAAUAAUACCAGCAGAUGAAACUGUAUCUCAACCUGUAACAUGUUCUUCAGGAGGUUCCAGUACAAGUUCUAGGGAUACCUCACCCAGUAGAGAAGCAAGUUCUUUAAUUCCUCAACUCAAACCACCUAUCAUAAUCCGCAAAGGGCUUCGUGGAUUUGGUUUCACAGCUCGAGCAAUUAGAGUGUACUUUGGCGAUUCUGAUGUAUACACCAUUCAGCAUUUGGUGUCGGCAGUGGAUAACAAUGGACCAGCCUUCGCGUCACAACUGAAACCUGGUGACCUGAUAACCCACAUCAAUGGAGAACCUCUCCAGGGACUGGUCCAUCACCAAGUACUGCAGCUGAUCUUGUCUGGAGGAGACCGCAUCACUAUCCGCACGACUCCACUGGAGAGCACUACCAUAAAAACUGGAGGUCGUAAAAGACAUCCCUCUUCCAUUAAGAUGGUUCGUCGUCCAGUUACACGGAAGCGUUAUAGUCAAGGAAAGAGAGAUGUACAAUCUGACCGGAAAAGACGAACCACUCUUCUCAGAAAGUUAAGUAACAAACGAGCUAGCGCCGACUUGCAACAGUUGGUGUCCAGAUCACCUCCUGUGUUGACUACUAGCCACAGCUUGCAUUCUUUGAGUAGAAGAGGCGAGGCUCUUCCUGGAUCCCCGAAACGUAAAGGCCCACGAUCUCCGCCGGCUAACAGACUGUGUUCAACAUCUGAGUCAUCCCCAUCCACAGGGAACUCCUCUGGAAGUAGUUCUCCCACUUCUAGUAUUCCCGGUUCUCCAGCAGGUACUGCUCAGUUCCAACGGCCAAGCUCUCUGCAUGGCCUUAAACACAAGCUGAUUCAGACUUUCUGCUCUCCUCGUCGUAAGUCAGUGGGGCAUGUGCCACUCUCCCCCUUAGUUCGCACCCCAUCGCCCUCUUCUCUACGCUCAACUUCUCCUUUAGCCUUUCCCUUGACCCACCACCCUAUAUCACACAGAACUACCUCUUGUAGCACGCGAACACCUACCAGUGCAAAUAAAAAGAUGUUCAUGCGACCGAAGAGUGCUGAGCCUGGUUCUCCUCUUCUAAGACGCGCUUUAUCUCCGGAUCGACUGUAUUCUAAAUCUUCAGAAACUAAGUUGAAACAAGAAAAAGUUAAAAGAGAGUCUUGUAGUGGACAUAUUUUCUCACCUCUUGCACUUUCACCACUACCCGUCACAAGUUUUCCUCAGUACUCCACAUCUCCUGUCUCUUCCCUUGUUUCCAAACUCACUGAAUCUAUUUCUUCCUUUUCUCCCAAGAAGGAAUCUAUAUUAAAAACUGUUAAAUCCAAAAUGUCCGGGACAGAAAUGGAUGGGAGUUGCUUCAAAUCUUCUUGUGGCUUACAACAGGAUGAAAACUCUAGAGUUGAUUUUUCAUCUAGCCAUUCGGCAAUUCCUGGCAGUCAUGGACUUUUCAGUGCCGUCCGAAAGAUUCACAAGGAUACUCAACAGCCUUGUAGCUCUAACUCAAAGCUUCAAACAGUGGAUGAAAAAAGUGCAGAUUUUUCUGAGAUUGAAGAACAACCUUCGGUAUCUCAGGUAAUGAAAGUUUCAUCAGUUUGUGACUUUAAAGGCAGGAGAUCAGGAAUUAAAAAUCAAUCGCUUGCUGUGGUUAUUGAAGAUGUCACCCUGCAAUCUGAUAAUGCUCAUCAAAGUAAAGAAGAUGAACAAUCAAAGCUACCAUUCAUCAGUGUCACCAUGUCCUCGCCCAUAACUUCACAAGCCUUUGGUCAGAAAUUGGUUAUAGAACAAAAAUCAACAACUUCAUCAGUUCUACUUAGUAGCCCAGAAGAUAAGCUUUCAGGAAAAACACAUACUGAAGAGACAGCUUUACUUUCCCCUCUCACAAUCGGUAUCCAAAACAUAACAAUUCGUUCAAUGAAAAGAAAAACACCUUCUACAGCCGAAUCAAUAAAUACAACAGAAGGCGUUUCAAAACCAUUACGUGAAACGCCAAAUGAAAAUUAAAUUAUAUUAAUCCAAAACCAUUAAAUUAUUUAUAAUUCAUUCAUCGUACAAAAAAUGAGUGCUUGUAAAUACUAAUUUGUUUCUUUUAAGUAAUGUUUGAACUUUCGAUUUAUUUCUCGAGAAAUAUUUUAUAUUUUGCAGGUGUUUCGCUACGCAAUGAAUCUUGGUGAUACUUUUGGACGUGGUAGCCGUUUCCUCAAUGUACUUGUGUAUGAAAUGGUAAUACUGAUAUUUAAUAGUCCACGGUGUAAAUAUGUGUAUUGUAUAUAAUGUAUGUGUAUUUAUUUCUAUCAUUUCUGUUAUAACUCUGGGUCAGCGGUACGUUUAUGAACUUACAGAACUAAAAUUUGGAGUUCGAUUCCCCAUGGCAGACAGAGUGCAGUAGCGCAUUGUGUAACUUUGCGUUAAAACAACUAUCCAACCAACCACUUCUGUUUUCAUUUUUCGGCUUAUGCAAAAGCGGCAUAAGUAGAACAAUACAAAGUUUUCCGUCUGAUAUUGUUUCGCUCUGGAAGCUUCUUGAUUCACUGUUCAUAUUCCAAUCAUGUGAGAUCUUUCAAUUUUUUGUCAGUGACGACAGAAUAUCUUGUAUAGUGCUGAUUUAUUGUACAGUGUUUCACGCUGUUUAAACACACCUUGUAACUACUAGCCUGUGAUGACGUACCUUCUGUAUUCGAACAAGAAACAACGUUGAUACUAAAACCUGUAUUUGUUGAGUUAAUAUUUACUUUUAUGUGAUCCUUCAUCCAGAAAAGUAGCUUUCUUUUUUUUACAUUAUUUCUCCAAAAUACAAUACCUAUUGUGAUGAAAGAUGCCUGUAACAGAAAUGGCGUAUACCUUUACUAUUGAUGGCUUGGACAGUUAUAAUAUAUUACCAAAAAUAAAGUACAAUAUGAAAUGAUUAAAAUAUGCUCUAGAAAGCAACUGAUAAAAUCCCAACGAGUGGUUGGCUUUGGCUGGUUAAUAUAACAUGAUUGUAAAUUGUGAUAAUGGUGUGUAGUUCCACAAACUGAACCGCUGCUUCUAAUAUUUAUUAACGAAAGUCUCUGCUCCAAAGCUUGGAUACAAAUUGUUAUAACAGACGAUAAUGACUGUGCAAAAUGAGUAACUUACCAUCCUGAUUCUGUUAUAAGUAAGUUAACAUUAUAAUAAUAAAGCAUUAAUUAUAUAUUAAAAUGUGAGUUUCAAAUUUAUCGUUUUAAACAAUUAAGGUUAAAAUGUUAUUUUUCUUUCCAAGUCUAACAAACUAGGAUUAACGUAAGAAACUUAAUGAUGUCAAGUUAGAAGGAAAGCAACAGUUUUAUUGUCAAAUCAUUUUAAUUACAUUAACAACUUGAACAGAAGUAAUUGUGAUGAUAUACGCAUAUCACAAGAAGCUUUCUUUAGUAAUGACAGUUUUAUUAGAUUAAUAUAUUUGAUAUCAGUUGACUGUAUAACUCUCACCAAUACAUAUAAUGAAGUUGGUUUUAACUUCACCUUCUGUGAUAUUAAUACAAUGCGUUAAGUUUUGACUUUUGAUCCAACGUACAUUAAGUUCUUUCUAGUUGUAUUGCCAUUUCCCUGUGUGGACGUACAACCUGAAUUAGGAUAUUUUAUUGAGAAUUUAAACAAUGUGUAAAUGUGCCUGGUGCUAAACUAGAGAAGAAAAAACAACUUUAAAUAAGUUGCAUGGUAUUUAUCUUUAUUCUUAGCUGCCUUAGAUACCGUAGGAAAUAAGUGGAAAAGCCGUUUUGCUACAGCUUGUUACCAUAGCAACUGAUACCCCAGCAUGAAUGUUUCAUUGGUGUGACGUGAUUAGAAUGACAGUGAAAGCUAAAGGGGCUUAGUAUGAUCUCUUUCACUUACAGUUCGAUGAAAAAGGUAAAAGCUGAAUUCAACUGAUAUUAGUCUUAAUGAAAAACUCCAACAAGAGAGCAUGGUUAAUUGUUAAUGUUUACAAAGUAUACGCAAUGGCUACGCUUGUCAGUUAUUUUGAUGCAAUGCUGAAAUUUUCUAAUAAAUACUAAAUAACUUAAUAUUUGUUGGUGGAACUGUUUCAGACGUCUAGAAAUAUUAUUAUGACGAAAUGUGAGAGCAUCAUAUGAGAAGAUGUAUCAUCUAAAACUGUAUAUAUGUGCUAAGGACGAGUUAUUAAAAUAACAAAGUAAUUGUGUUUAAACUUAUUACAGUAAGUAUAAAAACUUUAUUUCGGAAUAAUCUUUUGUUUUGUUACGUGAAAUUUAUGUAUGUUGUCAUAAACUCACAUGUUAUCCCUGAGCUUGAAUAUAUUUCCUUACUUUUACUUGAUUAUCUUAAAUGUAAACAAAGCUUAAAACAUGUUUUACUCCAGUUAACAUUUUUUAUGUGUAUACUUACGAAUCUAGUUGUAAUGAGCUAAUGUGUUAUAUGUGUUUUAAGAGACCUUUAAAUUUAGUGUGUAUACAUUUUAUAGUGAACGAUAUAUUAUUUUAUAACUAUCAUAUCUACAAUGUAUCCGAAAUUAUAUUUUAACGAAAAUUACAGAAACAUAAAGAAAAAAUAAUCCAGCGAGUAUUCUAUAUUUUACGCCUUUGUCAAGAGAUCUGAAUUUCCCUGUAAAAUUCCCUGUAAACAGCGCAUCAGGUUCACAAUAUUUAGAGUUUUGGCGAGAAUUAAAGUCAUAGUGUUCAUUUGUUUUUCUGUCAUUCAAAAGACUGGUUAACGACCGCUUAUCGGUCAUAAUAAAAUUACUACAUUAAAUUACUAUACUAGAUUACCCCUAGAGAACCCUUCUGUAAGCUAUGCAUUUUUAUUGCAAAAUACAGCUGGAUGUUUAAUACUUGUACAAAAAUAAACAAAAAACACCAGUAAUACAUUUUAAUUUCAAUAAUCAAAGCUCCAAAGCAGUUUAUUUAACACAUUAAUCCUAUUUUGAUGGAAAAUAACAUAAUACAUCUAAAACUAGAAAUAUAAUUUGUUAUGUCUGUGAUUUUAAAUGAUGUUUGAUACGCUUCCACUCUGGCUCCUUAUUAUAGGUAUUUUAUUAUAUAACCCACUGUAUUUCACAUAUUUAGGUUAUUCGUUUAGUGUAUUAGAGUAAUUCACAACAGUCUGUGAAAUUCAAAUGAUGUUUUCACUGAGCUAGUUGUCUGUGCUAAUAAAGUUAGCGCAUAAUUUCGUUAUUCACGAAGUUUAACAAAAAAAAAGCUUCUUGUUGUUUGUCACAGUGUUAAAGAUACUCAAUAUUAACUUGCUAUAUGAUUAUUUAAAGGAGAACUUUACAGGUGUAUUUUUUCCACCAAUAGUCAAGUAUCGAACGUGAUGACGUCAGAUGUAUUCUACAUGAUGUUGCCUAAAUUUGACUUCAUCAAAUUUAAGAAAAUUCAUUAUAGUAACUGUUAAUAUUCGUGUCUUUUCAACAAGACUGGGUUUUCAGGAAGACUGGCUUCGUGUACUUGAGACUCUUUAGUGAAUAAUUUGAAUGGUGUUUUGCAAAAGUUAGAUUGUCCCCCUGGUGGGACAACGCUAAGACUACGGACUUACAACGCUAAAAUCCGAUAGACCAAUGUGGCUUUGCUCUAAAAUAAACAAACAAACAAAAU